Messenger RNA from Hippocampus comes (tiger tail seahorse), 364 nucleotides. RefSeq names its product sodium channel protein type 4 subunit alpha B-like. The annotation marks the transcript as partial. The transcript has 2 exons. The record is from RefSeq and is a predicted model, not a curated record. NCBI's taxonomy places the organism in Eukaryota, Metazoa, Chordata, Actinopteri, Syngnathiformes, Syngnathidae.
CACAGGAAGAUGUUGCUAGGUAACCGUGAUCUGCGGGAACAGCUGCAGAAUAGCAAGAUGGUAUCUCUGCUGCCUCCUGUUGGGACAGAAGUCUUUCGGAAGUUUACCGCUGGCUCGCUGAAGGAGAUCCAACGACGUCGUGAAGUCAAAGAAAAGGAACGACAGAAAGGAAAAGAUGACAGCGUCCUGGUGAUAGAGGAGCAGCAGAAUCCAACAGCCGACUUGGAGAGCGGGAAGCCCCUCCCAUUCAUCUUUGGUGACCCAGCCCCUGAAUUAGUCAACACCCCACUGGAGGAUCUGGAUCCCUUCUACCAAUCAAAGAAGGUCUCGCAACUGGAUCCCGUUGAACAAAUUCCGCGCCUCU